Aaosphaeria arxii CBS 175.79 is the source of this 993-nucleotide messenger RNA. RefSeq lists its product as uncharacterized. Lineage: Eukaryota; Fungi; Ascomycota; Dothideomycetes; Pleosporales. The transcript has 2 exons. The coding region runs from base 1 to 993 and encodes 330 amino acids. The record is from RefSeq and is a predicted model, not a curated record.
AUGCCUCUUAUCUACGGCCCCGUAGCAACAGCCUCACCCAUGAAAGGUCGCCUACUCAAACUGGUCCCGGGCGUGAGAUGGAUGCCACAUGACAUUCCCGCAGCCGAGGCAUCUGAAUAUCAGCAAAAGCCGCACCGCUCACUCUUCUCGCGGAAGCACCACGAUGCAUCGAGGAAACGGGGAGACAAGGAGGUGGUCCACAGGCGCAAGUCUACCAUUUCGAUCCCCUCCACGCCUGAUCCGGAAUUAGAUGCGCGCACGCAUUUGCAAGGGCAAAGUACCUUUUUCGCGAGCUUGCCAUUGGAGAUCCGGAAAAUGGUCUAUGAAUAUGUCAUGGGAGAAGAGACGAUACAUAUGACAUUGGGCAUGAAGAAAAAGCUGGGACAUUUCAUUUGCGAAGACGAGCAAGCGGAACAAGAUGAAGAAAGCCUGCAAUGCACGUGCAAGGUGCUGGUGGGUGGACGAAGUUGUCGGAAGCUCCACGGACCCCUAGGAAUGUUGAGAGCUUGCCGGAGAAUGUACACUGAAGCGAUUCCACACCUCUACGCACCACAUACUUUCUCGCUUCUACAUGUCACGCAUUUACUCUAUCUACCAAAGCGUGUCCCAUUUCCGCGCCUUGAUACGAUACGUAAACUACGAGUUCGCUGGUCGAUUCGGGCUCUGCCUUACCUUCGUCGCCCAACGGAUCCUAAGCGUUAUGCGUACCCUGAAGACACCACCAAUUGGCAGCAUGGCUGGCGUAUCAUGUCUGAGAUGAAAGGCCUGAGAGAUCUUUAUGUUGUGGUUAGUGAUCCUAGCCCUCAAGCACUGUGGGAGGAUAAAUGGCUCGCUCUGGAAGAUAAGCUGUAUGAAGACAUUGCAAAAGUGAAGCAGGUCAGAUGGGGUGAGGUGUUUCUACCAUACGCAAGCUGCAACAUAGAUGUUCAGUUUGAGGGCUGCGCGAUUGGAUUCAGAAAGCCUGCAGGUGAAGAAGAAGAGGAUGAUGGUUGA